This is a messenger RNA of Pararge aegeria (speckled wood butterfly), 3509 nucleotides long. It is a transcript of the gene Keap1, whose product is annotated as kelch-like ECH-associated protein 1B. NCBI's taxonomy places the organism in Eukaryota, Metazoa, Arthropoda, Insecta, Lepidoptera, Nymphalidae. The transcript is spliced from 13 exons. Bases 355 to 2304 code for a protein of 649 amino acids. The record is from RefSeq and is a predicted model, not a curated record. Gene Ontology annotation, molecular function: protein binding.
UUGCGGAUCUCGGGUUCUCGGGAAUGGGUUCACGAAGAACAGAAAAAGUGAAUCAAACAUCAAUUUUACUAAUGUAUAUUUGGUAUUGACAACAGUUUUUAAUAUUCCAGUGAUACUGAUGAACAAAUUUCAAACUUGAAAUUAUAUAAGUACCAUUUUCGUCUACAGGCAUUCCAAACCCAUUAUUAUUUAGUUUGUGAUGAAACAAUUUCAAUACGGUUCAAUCUAGCUAACAGUAUAGUACAACAAUUGUGAUAAAAGUUGACGGAGGAUGUUAUUGUCAAUGAUAGUAUAGUGAUUAGUGUACAACUUAAGUUCUUUACACAGAAAUUCGAAACGAAAUAAGGCAGGACAAUGGAGACUGAAGAUGACGUGGGGCGGAACCUGCUAGACGACAUGCCGCCAAUCAAUUGCGAGCUCUUCGAGGGGCCGUACAGCGGUAGCAACGACAUUGGCGAUAUGACUUUCUGUCUUGGAAACUACGUACCUGACUUUAUGAAGAUGCUUUUCACUAUGCGCUCUCACCAUAUGUUAACCGACGUCGUUUUAGAAGUUGGCAACGAGUUAUUUCAUGUUCACAAAGUAGUACUGGCUGCUGGAAGUCCUUAUUUUAAGGCCAUGUUCACAAGUGGUUUGAAGGAGAGUGAGAUGUCUCGAGUGCGACUACAAGGUGUUUGUCCGUCGGCGAUGGCGUGGCUCGUCUACUUCAUGUACACGGGAAAAGUGCGCAUCACCGAAGUCACAGUGUGCCAGUUGCUGCCAGCAGCCACAAUGUUCCAGAUAUCCAACGUAAUAGACGCUUGCUGCGCGUUCCUCGAGCGGCAACUUGAUCCGUCCAAUGCCAUUGGAAUAGCCAACUUCGCAGAGCAGCACGGCUGCGUCGAGCUCAAGCAGAAAGCCAACCAGUUUAUAGAAAGGCAUUUUACACAAGUGUGUCAAGAAGAAGAGUUUUUACAAUUAACGCCUCAAGAACUAAUAUGUUUGAUACGGAAAGAUGAACUAAAUGUAAGAGAGGAGCGAGAAGUUUACACUUCGGUUUUAAGUUGGGUAAAAUACGAUGAGGACCGAAGGUACCCGCGCAUGGAACAUAUUUUACAAGCCGUGCGCUGUCAAUACCUUACUCCUAACUUCCUCAAAGAGCAGAUGAGCACAUGUUCCGUUCUCAAGAAAGUCCCUGCGUGUAGAGAGUACCUCGCUAAGAUAUUUAAGGAUCUGACAUUACACAAGAAGCCAGUGGUAAAGGAACGGCGGCCCAACACUCCGCGUAUCAUAUACGUGGCCGGCGGCUACUUCAGACAUUCCAUAGACGUGUUCGAGGCUUUCAACUUGGACGACAACUGCUGGACCACUCUACCAAGGCUAACAGUACCACGAUCUGGACUUGGGGCAGCAUUUCUAAAAGGGUUCUUCUACGCGGUUGGCGGCCGCAACACUUCUCCGGGCUCAUCGUACGACAGCGACUGGGUCGACGUGUAUAGCCCCAGCACCGAACAGUGGCGCCCUUGUAGCCCUAUGGCCACGCCCCGACAUAGGGUGGGUGUGGCAGUAAUGGACGGUCUUCUGUAUGCGGUGGGUGGAUCGGCGGGAUCGGAAUAUCACAAAACUGUUGAAUGCUACGACCCUGAGAAAGACGCAUGGACAUACGUUGCGGCUAUGGGUAGAGCUCGACUGGGCGUGGGCGUUGCCGUGGUCAACCGCCUUCUAUACGCGGCGGGCGGCUUCGACGGCGCUCGACGCUCUAACUCCGUUGAGUGCUACCACCCAGAGAACAACUGCUGGACCGAGGUCGCACCCAUGCACUACGCGAGGAGUGGGGCCGGCGUGGCUGCACUUAACCAGUACAUCUACGUGGUGGGCGGGUACGACGGCGCGGCGCAACUCGCGUCCGUAGAACGUUACGACACGGAGCGCAACACCUGGGAGGAGGUCGCGCCGGUACGGGCUGCGAGGUCCGCACUCUCGCUGGCCGUCCUGGACAACAAGCUAUAUGCCAUGGGUGGUUACGACGGCACCGCGUUCCUUGACAUCGUAGAGAUCUACGAUCCUACUACGAACUCGUGGAAAAGCGGAACGCCACUCUCGUCGGUCCGGUCCGGGCAUGCGUCUGCCGUGUGCUACCAGCACGUGCCGCCGCUCGAUCAAGACGCCCCGACGCUUGUGGCAAAGCUACCUCGCCGUGCGCCCCCCGCGCCCCAUAGCACUACAGCCACGCCCCAAGCCCCGCCCUCUACCUCUAGCGCGGAGGAUGUACCCAUGGCUAACAACAUACUAAGCAGCCUCUCCACCUCUCAUAGACGAUUAUAGCGCGAAUAAUAGCAUGACCACCGCGUGAACUCAUGACACGGAUACGUCACGAAUUUUAAGGAAAUCGUUACUCUCCUGAGACUUAUUUUGUUGACGUCCGCGUGAGUAUAUUUUUAGCGGUCAUGCUAGUUAAUCAAGUGACUCAGUGUUGUGGAUGUGUGACCUUGUCAAGUACAGUGCUACACAAAUAAUAUUUAACAUAUACACUUCACGGAAGUUUAAAGUGAGUUUUGGAAUGAGUUAUGGAUAGGGGGGUUAUGCUCUUGUAUAGAUCCGUGUAGCGCUCCUCAAAUAAUAUUGUAUCCUGUGCACAACGAACUGAGAAUACUAUGAGUGGGUAACUGCGCUGCUUCACUGACAAAUUAUUUUGAUUAUACCAUAGUAGAUCGGUUUAAGUUUAGUUUGAUUCAAACUUUAUGUCUGCCGGGUUAGCUGCGAGUGUAGCUUCGCGAACUGUACCGUACCGCUGUUUAUCUGAUACCAAAUAUUGAAUUUCGCGCAUCGAAAUGCACGAAGUUCGAGAAGUCAUGAUCGAACAAACACAGACCAUUCAGCUGCCUUGUGGCUGUGUUGUUGGCGCGUGUUGUAUUCCGGCAAGCGUGAAAAUUGGUUCUUGGCAUGGCCGAUCGCGGUACUUAGUACGCAAGCCUGCUGCAGCAUAGGAUUUUUGUAUGAUGACUUCAAUGAAUUGGAUGGAUGAUGUUAUGUAAUAGGUGUUGAAAGACCAGAUUGUCCGCCAAUCCACAUUGGGCCAGCGUGGUGGACAGCGGCCUAAGCCCUUCUCAUUGUGGAAGGACCCAUGCCCUGUAGUGGGCCGGUAAUUCAGUAACUUAAUAUCAGAGUCAUCCACCAUUAAUUUGAUGCAAACUGGUCUAUGGUUUAAACACUAAAGCCCCUAUCUGGGGUAAUUUUAAGUAGUGCCAUUUUUAAGCGGAAUUCGUAUUCCAUACUACACCGAGUUCGUUGACUGUGAGUAUUCGUAAAUUGGUGAUAAAUUCAACCGUGCCAUAAAAAGUGAAUUACACCAACGAUGUGCGAGCACCGCGUAGUGCUUUUGAGCCGGGAUGUGAUAUAAAUAAGCCUAAUUGACACUUUUUAAGAAGUGCAUAUGUUAAGCGCAAGGGUGAAAAGAUUAGUAAAAUCACUCUAUAGUCGUAAAAAUGUAAUAGGCCCGUUUUGACAUUUGUGCAAGACCAUAGAAUGUA